Puma concolor (puma) is the source of this 1266-nucleotide messenger RNA. NCBI's taxonomy places the organism in Eukaryota, Metazoa, Chordata, Mammalia, Carnivora, Felidae. The record is from RefSeq and is a predicted model, not a curated record.
AUGUCUUUCCGCGACCUCCGCAAUUUCACAGAGAUGAUGAGAGCCUUGGGAUACCCUCGACAUAUCUCUAUGGAAAAUUUCCGCACACCAAAUUUUGGACUUGUGUCUGAAGUGCUUCUUUGGCUGGUGAAACGGUAUGAACCUCACACUGACAUCCCUUCAGAUGUGGAGACUGAACAAGACCGAGUUUUCUUCAUUAAGGCAAUCGCCCAGUUCAUGGCCACCAAGGCACAUAUAAAACUCAAUACCAAGAAGCUUUAUCAGGCAGAUGGGUACGCAGUGAGAGAACUUCUCAAGAUCACCUCUGUCCUUUAUAACGCCAUGAAGACCAAAGGGCUGGAGGGCUCGAAGAUAGGAGAAGAGGACGUCGGCAAAUUCAAGUUUGAUCUCGGCUCAAAGAUUGCAGACUUGAAAGCAGCCAGGCAGCUUGCUUCUGAGAUCACAUCCAGAGGGGCCUCUCUGUAUGACCUGCUGGGCAAGGAGGUGGAGCUGAGGGAACUGAGAACAGAAGCAAUUGCCAGACCUCUAGAAAUAAAUGAGACUGAAAAAGUGAUGAGAAUUGCAAUAAAAGACAUUCUGGCACAGGUUCAGAAGACUAAAGACCUGCUCAAUAACGUGGCCUCUGACGAAGCUAAUUUAGAAGCCAAAAUCGAGAAGAGGAAAUUAGAACUGGAAAGAAAUCGGAAGCGACUCCAGACUCUGCAGAGUGUCAGGCCGGCCUUUAUGGAUGAAUAUGAGAAGAUCGAGGAGGAGUUGCAGAAGCAGUAUGACAUUUAUCUGGAGAAAUUUCGAAAUCUGGCUUAUCUGGAACAGCAGCUUGAAGACCAUCAUAGGAUGGAGCAAGAGAGGUUUGAGGAAGCUGAGAACACUCUGCGUCUGAUGCAGAACAAGCUGAAGGAAGAAGAAAAGCGUCUGCUCAAGACUGAAGGUCAUGACGACUCGGACGUUGACAUCCAGGAGGAAGACGAAUCUGACAGCGAAUUGGAGGAGAGACGGCUGUCCAAGCCGCGGACGGCCAUGGAGGUGCUCAUGCAAGUGGGUCUCUGGGCCCCCGGAGCAGAGCGGCAUCCGGUGGUGUUUCUGAGACCUCAGCGGGAAAGCCGGCCCCUGCAGCACCGGGAGGACUCGGAGGACAGUGAGAUUGACAUGGAGGGCGAUGAAGACGACGACGAUUUGGAAGACGAGAGCGUUGCUGUCUCGCCAGCGAAGCCCAGUCGAAGGGUCCGGAAACCUGAGCCCCUGGAUGAGAGCGACAAUGACUUCUGA